AUGUCCAAAAUUUAUUCUUUAUCUGAUUUGAAAUUUAUUAAACCCAAAACAUUAAAAUCAUGGUUCACAAAUGGUUCAUCUCCCCAUGGUAAAUUUUGUGUUGUUGAUGUACGAGAUUCUGAUUUUGUUGGAGGUCAUAUAAAAGGCUGUUAUCAUUAUCCUGCAGCCAAUUUCCACUACACAUUGAAUGAAUUAUAUCAAAAAAUAUAUCAGAAUAAAAUACAAGAUAUUGUUUUCCAUUGUGCUUUAUCUCAAGUAAGAGGUCCUUCAAGUACAUUAAAAUUCUUGCGUGGAAUUGAUGAUAUAACCGAUUCCAAAGUAAAGAGUUAUUUCAAUGAUGACAAUAUUCAAGUAUACGUGUUACACGGGGGCUUCACAAAAUGGCAAGAAGAAUAUGGGAACGAUAGAGAAGUGACAGAGGCUUAUGACCAAGAAAUAUGGGAGUUUGGAUCCUAG
Molecule: messenger RNA, 456 nt
Organism: Candida albicans SC5314
Lineage: Eukaryota; Fungi; Ascomycota; Pichiomycetes; Serinales; Debaryomycetaceae
Product: phosphatase
Exons: 1
Coding region: 1-456 (151 amino acids)
Cellular component (GO): nucleus; cytoplasm
Molecular function (GO): protein tyrosine phosphatase activity
Source: RefSeq, a predicted model, not a curated record